AUGAAUGAUGAUGCAGCUCGUCUGGAAAGUCUUGGAUAUAAACAAGAAUUAACUCGUACUUUAAAUCGUUUAACGAAUUAUGGAUUCACUUUAUCAGCUAUUAGUAUAACAUCAGGUGUUACAUCUAUGUUUGCUUAUGGAAUGACAACUGGUGGCCCGAUUAUCAUGGUCUGGGGAUGGAUUUUAGUUUCAAUAUUUACUCUUUGUGUUAGUCUUGGAAUGGCAGAAAUUUGUUCAUCUUAUCCAACUGCAGGUGGUCUUUAUUUUUGGUCAGCUAAUCUUCUUCCUAAUCAAUAUAAACCAAUGGUUAGUUGGUAUACUGCAUGGUUUAAUAUAAUGGGACAAUUAGCAGGGAUAGUUUCUGUAGAUUUUGGUCUUUCAAUGCUUAUUGGAAGUGUUAUUUCAAUUGGUAUUGGUGAAUGGUCUCCUCGUCCAUGGCAUAUUCUCUUAAUUCAUUUAUGUGUCGUUAUAAGUCAUGGUCUAUUCAAUUCUCUGGGUCGAACAGUUCUACUUUGGACAACUCAUAUAUCUACUUGGUGGCAAUUACUUGCACCUAUUAUUAUUUGUAUUGCUCUAUUCGCAACAGGAAAAGGACAACAUGAAACACCACAAUUUGUCUUUACAAGUUUUAUAAAUCACACAGGAUGGACAAGUACAGUUUAUGUACUUCUGAUUGGCCUUUUACAAGCUCAAUAUUGCUUAUUGGGUUAUGAUUCUGCAGCACAUAUGAGUGAAGAAACAAAAAAAGCUGAUAUCGCAGGACCGAUGGGGAUGAUCGGUGCUGUUCUUGGUUCAUCUAUUUUCGGCUGGAUUUUUGUUGUUUCACUUUUAACAAGUAUAAGUGAUUAUGAAACAACACUUAAAACUAAGACUGGAUUUCCUGUAACACAAAUCUUAAUGGAUAAUUUUGGUCGUCAAUGGACACUUGUAUUAAUGUGUAUGCUAUUAAUAGCUUGUUGGUUCUGUGGUCUUGCUACAGUAACUGUAAGUUCAAGAUUAAUUUAUGCAUUUAGUCGAGAUAAUGGAAUGCCAUGGAGCCAUUUGUGGCUUAAAAUACAUCCUCGUCUAGCAUGUCCACUCAAUGCUGUCUGGCUUUCAUGUGCAAUUGGUUUCCUUCUAGGUUUACCAUAUUUAAUUAAUUCGACAGCAUAUUAUGCUGUAAUUAGUUUGUGUACAAUUUGUCUCUAUGUUGCUUAUGGUUUACCUAUAUUCUGCAAACUUAUUUCGCCUGUUCCAUUUCCUCGUGGUCGUUUUCAUCUUGGUCGAUUUUCAUCAUAUAUAAAUAUAAUUGCUAUCAUGUGGGUAAUGUUAAUCGUAGUUCUAUUUGUUCUACCUCCUGAAUAUCCAGUGACAGCUACUAAUAUGAAUUAUGCAUCAGUUGGCUUUGGAACAUUACUCAUUGUUACUUCACUCACAUAUAUGUUCUCGGCUCGAUAUUGGUUUAAAGGUCCUCAUACUAAUAGCUUAGCUGACAGUGAAUUAAAAUUAGCAACAAACUUGCCAAAUUAA
Messenger RNA from Adineta steineri, 1509 nucleotides. NCBI's taxonomy places the organism in Eukaryota, Metazoa, Rotifera, Eurotatoria, Adinetida, Adinetidae. The record is from the annotation of a GenBank genome assembly.